This is a messenger RNA of Oldenlandia corymbosa var. corymbosa, 961 nucleotides long. The record is from the annotation of a GenBank genome assembly. NCBI's taxonomy places the organism in Eukaryota, Viridiplantae, Streptophyta, Magnoliopsida, Gentianales, Rubiaceae.
AUGGAAGCUAUAGCAGCAGUUCAUCAUGAACUUGAUGAUGAUGUCUUCUUUGCAGACUUAAGCAAACAAAUCUCUUUACUCAUCAUGGAUGAUGAUGAUGAUGACUUGGUUUCUCAUUCUUCUUCAGUUUCUCUUCAGGGAUUCUCUCAAUCAAACCAUUAUCCUUCAACACAACAAUCACUUCCAUUUGUUUAUGAUCAGCAAGCUUGCAGAAGGGAAAGCAAAGGGACAGGAGUUUUUAUUCCAACUUCAUUGAUUUCACAACCUAGAAGAAAGAACAAGAAUUCAGGGAAGAAUAACAACAGCAGUUUUUCCAACUCAAAAUUGGCCAAGAAUCAGAAUCAAGAAAAAUCAUCAAGAGGGAUGAUUCUUCCUCAUCAGCAUCAUCAUCAUCAUCAUGUCUCCUACAAUCAUCACAAGCCAUCUAACUAUGAUUCAUUUAAGCUUCCAAAGGAACUUUACUAGUUUAAUCAAUUAGUGACACUAUUAUAUUAUUACUACUAUUCUUUAUUUGUGUGAGCUCUAGAAAGUCUUAUGUAGAUAACCAAAUUGAAUAAGCUCUCAACCAAUUACAAUUCAAGAGCUCAAGAAAAAUCAUAGGAGAGCAAAAUUGUAGCCUCAACAAAGGAAAUGAAGUUGAGUGCUACAAUCUCAUGUGUUAGGGAGAGAACGUCAUUUAAUUUGAUUCAUUGUCUAUUAGGAGAGAGUUGUGUUCAUUUGUUGUUUUUAGCUUCAGGGAGAAUGGUCAACCCUAAAAGGUUGGGGACCUCAUCCCUAAUUUAGAGUGGAGAUUAAUUUGUUGUGAUGUUUUUAUCAAAAGUUUGACAUUUCAAUGUCAAAAAGAAUAGUGAUUCUUUCAUUCUAACGAAAUUGUUCUGUGUUAUACGAAUCUAAAAAUUUCACCUCUAAUUACAAAAUACAGAUAUCUCGAUCGACCUCAGUAUCAUGAACGAAGAAAAGC